ACUGAGCUCCUGUAAGGAGGAGAUAAAGCCCCCCAGCAGGGCAGGACCACAGCUGUCACCCUCUGACUUCCUGGACAAGCUCAUGGGGAGAACGUCAGGAUAUGAUGCUCGCAUCAGGCCCAACUUCAAAGGUCCACCUGUGAAUGUCACCUGUAACAUUUUCAUCAACAGCUUUGGGUCCAUCACAGAAACAACAAUGGACUACAGGCUCAAUGUAUUUCUACGGCAAAAAUGGAAUGACCCUCGUCUGGCAUACAGCGAAUACCCAGAUGACUCCCUUGAUCUGGAUCCAUCCAUGUUGGACUCUAUCUGGAAACCUGAUUUAUUCUUUGCAAACGAGAAAGGAGCCAAUUUCCACGAGGUCACCACUGAUAACAAGCUGUUACGGAUUUUCCAAGAUGGCAGUGUUCUGUAUAGCAUCAGGCUGACUCUUACCCUGUCCUGCCCUAUGGACUUGAAGAAUUUCCCAAUGGACAUUCAGACCUGUACCAUGCAGCUUGAAAGCUUUGGUUACACCAUGAAUGACUUGAUCUUUGAGUGGCUGUCUGAGAACCCUGUUCAAGUGGCUGAUGAUCUCACCCUCCCACAGUUUGUGCUAAAAGAGGAAAAGGAUUUGGGCUACUGCACUAAGCAUUAUAACACAGGUAAAUUCACCUGUAUUGAGGUGAAGUUUCAUCUGGAACGUCAAAUGGGCUACUAUCUGAUCCAGAUGUACAUCCCUUCCCUCCUCAUUGUCAUCCUCUCGUGGGUCUCUUUCUGGAUAAACAUGGAUGCCGCACCUGCCAGAGUGGGCCUGGGCAUCACCACUGUACUGACAAUGACCACACAGAGCUCUGGCUCCAGAGCCUCACUGCCCAAGGUGUCCUAUGUGAAGGCCAUUGACAUUUGGAUGGCAGUGUGUCUUCUGUUUGUGUUCGCUGCCCUGCUCGAGUACGCAGCAGUUAACUUCGUCUCGAGGCAACAUAAGGAGUUCAUCAGGCUGAGGAAAAAGCAGCGGCAGCAAAGAAUAGGGUUUGCCAGUCAGCCUGGGAGUGUUGAGUCGUUGCGAAAAGCGAAUGACAUCCCUGCUAACAGCACAACCUACAGGAGUCUGAAUCAGCACUGCAGCGCCUGUGCCAGG
Lates calcarifer (barramundi perch) is the source of this 1120-nucleotide messenger RNA. Its product is annotated as glycine receptor subunit alpha-4. The annotation marks the transcript as partial. The record is from RefSeq and is a predicted model, not a curated record. NCBI's taxonomy places the organism in Eukaryota, Metazoa, Chordata, Actinopteri, Centropomidae. The transcript has 8 exons. Gene Ontology annotation, cellular component: plasma membrane; neuron projection; synapse. Gene Ontology annotation, molecular function: glycine binding; chloride channel activity; transmembrane signaling receptor activity. Gene Ontology annotation, biological process: chloride transmembrane transport; signal transduction; chemical synaptic transmission.